This is a messenger RNA of Linum trigynum, 3818 nucleotides long. Lineage: Eukaryota; Viridiplantae; Streptophyta; Magnoliopsida; Malpighiales; Linaceae. The record is from the annotation of a GenBank genome assembly.
GCGUGAGUAUAGUGUUUUCAAGGAAAACAGAACACUUAAUAGUGUCACCUGUCAAUUAGGCACAAUAAAGUAGGUGGGAGAAGUUCAAUAAUAAUUUUUUUUUAUCAUAACGAAUUACUUACGAGCUUGAUAUCUGUACAAUUCAGAAUGAGGUCGCAGAAAUUCGAAUAGAUUAUCUCUCAAUCACAAAAAAAGACUCUGACACCACUUAGAGAUAUAAGAUCAAUAGUCUGAAGAGUUUGUACAUCAGUCGUCAUUGGCUGAUGUACAAAAAACCGAGCAGCACCUUUCAAGCACCAUCAUCGCCGGUCACCAAUACCGAUCCGGCAGCACCCCAGCCCAAACAUUCGCGACUCCACCACGUUGCACUAGUGCUCCUGGCCCUUUCUGUACGACAGCGUAUCGAACAUGUCGACGAGGAUGGCCUACAUCGUUGCCGUCGACUCCGCCGUGCCCAUCACGGUAACCCCACGUGUACGGAUCCACUCCGAUGGAGUCGACGGAGGUGAUCGACACUAGCUCCUUCUUCUGCCUUGAGCUUAGAUGAUUUUUGUCGACACUGAGUAGCUCAUUAGUAGGAUAUUGUCCGUUUUGGGCCAAGCCCACACGGAUUUACUUUUGGAGUAGCCUCUCCAAAAGGCCUUGUACUUAGGGAUGGAAAUCAAACCCAUGGCCGCGGGUAUCCGACCGCCCCCGACCCAGUCAACGCGGGGAAUCCCCGCUUUGACCGGGUAUGGGGCGGGUAUGGAUAAAACCCGCAAAAAGUUUGAUGGGUAUGGGGCGGGUAUGGUUUUAGCCUCCCCCGCCCCAUACCCAUCCCCAUACCCGCCCCACCAAGAUAAUUUCUUCAUAUAUAAAAAAAAUAUGUGCAUCGAAUUAUAAUCUAUCAAUGACGAUGAGGAUAACUUAAGAAAAUAAAUAGUAGAAAUGCAAUUGAUUGACCACCUUAAUCAAAAUCUAAUUCAUUUCUCUCAAUUCUCAUUUCACUCUUUCACUUUGCCCCUGGGUUAAAGACACAUUUGGUCACUGAGAUUACAAAAUCGGGACAUAUUUAGUCACUAGAAAAAGUUAAUAUCAAAUUUGGUCACUACAAUUACUAAAACUGGACACAUUUAGUCACUCGCUGUUAGUCUCCGUCCAACUCCGUUAAUGAAGUCCGUUAAGUGCUGAUGUGGCAAACAGAAUUGCCUAAUCAGCCGGAUAUAACCCAACAAAAAUAAAACCCGACCCGCCACGUCAUUAUAACCCGCCACAUCAUUAAAACCAACCCAACCCCACCCAACCCUUCUUCCUCCUACCUCGGCACCUCCCACCUCCUUCUUUCCCCAAAACCACCGCCGCCGCCGCUCUCCUCCUUCCUCCCACCUCCUCCCGCAAACCUGUUCGACCUAACCACUGAAACUAUCCCCGCCCACUGAAACGUCCAGCAGAUCAAUUCCCCCCUCGAAAAAAUGCCAGCCGACAAGACAAUGGAAGCGGUGAAAGGCCUCGAUGUCCCGCGGUACAUGGGCGGGUGGUAUGAGAUCGCCUGCUUCCCGUCCCGAUUCCAACCCAGAGACGGCGAGAACACCCGAGCGACCUACACACUGAAGGAAGACUCCACCACCGUCGGCGUGCUGAACGAGACGUGGAGCGGCGGGAAACGGAGCUACAUCGAAGAGACGACGUACAAGGCCGAUCCCAACAGCGACAAGGCGAAGCUGAAGGUGAAGUUCUGGGUCCCGCCAUUCCUGCCGAUUAUCCCUGUCACCGGAGACUACUGGGUUCUCUACAUCGAUCCGGAGUAUCGACACGCGCUGAUCGGUCAGCCGAGCCGCAAUUAUCUUUGGAUACUGAGCAGGACUCCUCAUAUGGAAGAGGAGACGAACAGAUUUGGUGAGGGAUGGUGAAUGAUUGGUUUGCUGGGUUAGGUCAAACAGGUUUGCGGGAGGAGGUGGGAGGAAGGAGGAGAGCGGCGGCGGCGGUGGUUUUGGGGAAAGAAGGAGGUGGGAGGUGCCGAGGUGGGAGGAAGGAGGAAGAAGGGUUGGGUGGGGUUGGGUUGGUUUUAAUGAUGUGGCGGGUCGAGUUUUAUUUUUGUUGGGCUAUAUCCGGCUGAUUAGGCAAUUCUGUUUGCCACAUAAGCACUUAACGGACUUCAUUAACGGAGUUGGACGGAGACUAACGGCGAGUGACUAAAUGUGUCCAGUUUUAGUAAUUGUAGUGACCAAAUUUGAUAUUAACUUUUUCUAGUGACUAAAUAUGUCCCGAUUUUGUAAUCUCAGUGACCAAAUGUGUCUUUAACCCCUUUGCCCCUUGUCAACAAGAUUAUGUUAGUUAAUUAUUAUUUAGUAGAUGUAUCAGAGUUAGAACAUAAUAAUUUGAAAAAUAUUAUACUCUAUAUUAUGUAUUAAUGGAUAUUUUAGGAUCAUAAUCUUUGAACCAUAUUAAAAAAAUGACCGUGUUUUAUUGACUUCAUGAUAUAAAAUGUUCGUUUAGAAUUAUAAUUAGAACUUUUCUUGUAAGUUUUAGGUAUAAUAAUGUUGGAUGUACGGGUAUGGGUAUUACCCAUGGGUACCCGAAACCCGUGGGUAUGGGGAUGGGUUUGCAAAACAUUCCCCCGCAUGGGUAUAGGGCGGGUAUGGGUUUGGGUAUUUGAAGAUGGGUAUUGGGAUGGUUUAAGCAAACCCGCCCCAUUGCCAUCCCUACUUGUACUAAUCAAGUUAGAUGGACAUUAAUAUAUAAGAAUCUCUUCUCUUGUAUUUUCGAUGUGAUACUUGUAUUGCAUCAUAACAGAUUUCAAUAACAACUCGCGAUCGACGCCAUUCUAUUUGGCUUUCAUGAUCUCUCAGUUUGAUGCUAGCUAGGAUCAGAAGAAGCAUCAACUGGACACCUCCUAAUCGACAUCUACUUUGUACCAAAAAAACAACCCAUAGAGAUUGGUGUUCGGAUGAGAUAAUUACUAUGCUUGGUCAUGAUCACCAUAGACCAAUCAACUACGUUGAUCACCAUGAUACAAUUCUAUUUUCUUUUACGGUUAGGAGUUUGGAUGUGAAUAAAUGAUGGUUAGAUUAUAUAAUCUUUGGUUAAUUAUACUCCUUAUCUAUAUUUUGUAUACAUAACUUUGCUACAUAACUUUGUAUGAACAAUUUUGAUUUCACAUUGUGGUCGAUUGAGUUUUAGUGGUAAUAUUAAUAUACCCCAAUCAGAGCAUACACAUCAAUAAUGGUAUUUGCUCAAUUGCUAAUCCUAUAUGAUAUUCAAUAUGCAACUGCAAAGGGGAUUACACCAAUAUAGUGGGAAAUUGUAAAUAUGUAACCUUGCAUUAAAUGAAAUCUAAAAUGCAAGCCAUAUAGGAAAAUAAUAAAGACUCUUGAUGUGUUUAUUUUAUAAUUGUAAAGUCAUUUAAACUCCCAUAUAUGCAAUUGCAAGUGAAUUGCAUUGAUUUCGGAGCAAUGAAAUAAAAGUGAGUUCGAUUGCAUAAAAUUUGAAACGAUAAUAUAAAAAUAAUAUAAAAUUAGUUUUGCAAUUGCAUUAAUGUGGAUGCUCUUAGCUGACACGCCGCUGAUCAGGUGCCGACGAAGGAGGGUGGAGGAGGUACUAAAGGGAUUUGAACAAGUGAGAUUCAGGUUCGAAGCUAGUAGUAUUAUAACCAGACCAAAUCUUUAUUGCGACGAAACUACCACGGGAAAACGCGAAGAAAAGAUGGGGUAAAAUGUUUGAUUAUUAUUUCAUCAAAAAUCAAAAGGUUUGGCUAUUAUAUCGUAUUAACCGAGCUAUUAGUUGUGGCAGUGGUGGGUACUAACAGUUAUGGAGCAAGUUAAUAAUGAUGGCAAUGCGGC